Molecule: messenger RNA, 1131 nt
Organism: Chondrus crispus (carragheen)
Lineage: Eukaryota; Rhodophyta; Florideophyceae; Gigartinales; Gigartinaceae
Exons: 2
Coding region: 1-765 (254 amino acids)
Source: RefSeq, a predicted model, not a curated record
AUGUCCCUGCGCACGAGCCACCUCAUCGCGGAGCUGCGCGCCGCCGGCGUCGUCUUCGUCAUCAUCACGGGCGCCCGCAGCUCCACAUACAUCGGACGACGCCCGCUGCUGCCGCAAGCCGACUUUGAGUUCUUCGAGAACGGCGGCCGCAAGCUUGCCGCAGGCGUCCUCGAUCCGGCCUGGACCGAUCGCUUCGUGGCGGAGGUCGGCCCCAUCCUGGAUAGGUCGUCCUUGUUGCCCGACUUGCCGCCCGUGGAGGUGAGGGACGGCACGCUGUGGCAGCUGUAUCGCCAAUUGGCCCACGACGGCUGGAACAUUGAUGCCAGGGAUUACAUGACCAAUAUCCGCGUUGAUGUCAAAAAGUCGGAGGGCAAGACUGCGUCCCAGUUUCAGGCUAUCGUUGAAAACGAAUGCCCAAAACGUGCCUUGGCGAGUUCCUUCAACUUGGGCAAGGGGGACAUCUACCCACAAGGGUCGGGAAAAGCCAACGCAGCUCGCCACAUCCUGCAGACGCUCGGUAUUGAUUCCAAGGAUGCCAUUGCUCUGUUCGACGAUGACAACGACCUCGAGCUUGGUGCCUUGGUCGGCCGCUCGUUCUUGCCGGGCGUCACGCAUCCUUCCGUGCUUGAGGCAUUGAAGCACCAACCGACAUGGACUCUCACAGAACAGAGAGGCGUGCUUGGAACCGAAUCUGCAUUGGAAACCAUUCUCGCGUUGCGCAAGGAGUCUCUACGCAGCGGUAAGACGGCCGUUUCGAGCAAGUAAUUCUCCCAGCCUGCCAUGUGCUGUCAUACACACGUGUACAUACAUGUCCGACGGCAGCCCUUUUGUCAUGUGCAAUAUGUCCCAAGAACGUCGCAACAGCCAUGUUGUAGAGGCACACACCGAGACUGGAAUCCGCAGGGGUAGCAAGUUGUGCCCCUUUGAGCAAACGUAUGUAGCGGAAUGGCCCUAGCUUCAUCUGUUAUUCUCACAUGUAAGAUAACAUCCAAAAAAGACCGCGAUAAUGACCACUAUAUGCUCUGUAUGUAGAGAUACAGGGAGUUUUGAAUACAGGGACAUUGCGCUCACAGCAAGAAACGCUGUCCCGACCACUAGGCACCAGCGUAAACGGACGCACCUCUCGAGCAA